Molecule: messenger RNA, 2919 nt
Organism: Psammomys obesus (fat sand rat)
Lineage: Eukaryota; Metazoa; Chordata; Mammalia; Rodentia; Muridae
Gene: Flrt3
Product: fibronectin leucine rich transmembrane protein 3
Exons: 3
Coding region: 442-2391 (649 amino acids)
Molecular function (GO): protein binding
Source: RefSeq, a predicted model, not a curated record
GCAGUCAACUGGAUGCUCCCGCGCGCAGUGCUCCGCGCAGCAGCGAUCAGAAGCAGGACGGGCUCCCGGCUGCAGCUGCUGUGGCUUUGUGUGCGCUGGAUGCCGCGCUCCGGAGACGGGGGAGGGUUUUCGCUUCAACUCGCAGGCAAUGGAAUUACAGCGGUAGCAGCGGGGUAUAAAGGAUUGCCUUUUUCUCGUCUUCCCGGAGGCGCUCAGGCCUGGCCUGUUUUAAAGAAGAGAAGUAUAAAGGAAAUUGGACGUGCUUCCUUCUCUUCCCAUGAAGACUGUUCGCAUUGUUUCCUUUGCUUCUUAACAGAGACUCCACUCAUUCUGGGGGAACGUGGCUGAGACGGAAACCCUGCAAAGGCAGCACGAAGCAGAAAUAGCUAUCCCACAGCAGCGACAGAGCUGCGUGCUGUCCAGACCUCGACGCUGCUGACCAUGAUCAGCCCAGUCUGGAGCCUCUUCUUCAUCGGGACUAAAAUCGGGCUGUUCUUGCAAGCGGCACCGCUGUCGGCGAUGGCUAAACCCUGCCCCUCCGUGUGCCGCUGUGACGCGGGCUUCAUCUACUGCAACGAUCGCUCCCUGACGUCCAUCCCGGCGGGCAUCCCGGAGGAUGCCACGACGCUCUACCUUCAGAACAACCAGAUCAACAACGCCGGCAUCCCCUCCGACCUCAAGAACCUGCUCAAGGUACAGAGAAUAUACCUGUACCGCAACAGCCUGGACGAGUUCCCCACCAACCUCCCCCGGCGCGUGCGGGAGCUGCACCUGCAGGAGAACAACAUCCGGGCCAUCACGUACGACUCGCUCUCCAGGGUCCCGUUGCUGGAGGAGCUGCACCUGGACGACAACUCGGUGUCGGCGGUGAGCAUCGAGGACGGCGCCUUCCGCGACAGCACCCGCCUGCGCCUGCUCUUCCUGUCCCGGAACCACCUGAGCACCAUCCCGGGCGGCCUGCCCAGGACCAUCGAGGAGCUGCGGCUGGACGACAACCGCAUCUCCACCAUCUCGUCGCCGUCCCUGCACGGCCUCACCAGCCUGAAGCGCCUGGUGCUGGACGGGAACCUGCUCAACAACCACGGCCUGGGGGACGCGGCGUUCCUCGGCUUGGCGAACCUGACGGAGCUGUCGCUGGUGCGGAACUCCCUGACGGCCGCGCCGGUGAACCUCCCGGGCGCGAGCCUGCGCAGGCUCUACCUGCAGGACAACCACAUCAGCCGGGUGCCCCCCAACGCCUUUUCGUACCUGCGGCAGCUGUACCGGCUGGACAUGUCCAACAACAACCUGAGCAACCUGCCGCACGGGAUCUUUGACGACUUGGACAACAUAACGCAACUGAUCCUUCGCAACAACCCCUGGCAUUGCGGGUGCAAGAUGAAAUGGGUGCGGGAUUGGUUACAGUCGCUCCCCGUGAGGGUGAACGUGCGCGGGCUCAUGUGCCAGGCCCCAGAAAAGGUCCGGGGCAUGGCCAUCAAGGACCUCAGCGCCGACCUGUUUGACUGCAAAGACAGCGCGGGGGCGAGCACCGUUCUGGUCACCACCGCCGCACCCAACACGGCGCAUCCCGCGCAGGGGCAGUGGCCGGCCCCCGUGACCAGGCACCCGGACAGCCACAACCCCAGGCUCGCUAAGGAUCAGCGGACUACGGGCAGCCCCUCGCGGAAAACCAUCCUCAUCACUGUCAAGUCCGUCAGCGCGGACACGAUCCACAUAUCCUGGAGGCUCGCGCUGCCCAUGACCGCCCUGCGACUCAGCUGGCUGAAGCUGGGCCACAGCCCAGCCUUUGGAUCUAUAACAGAGACCAUCGUCACGGGGGAGCGCAGCGAGUACCUGGUCACCGCCCUAGAGCCCGACUCCCCCUACAGAGUGUGCAUGGUUCCCAUGGAAACCAGCAACCUCUACCUGUUCGAUGAAACGCCUGUCUGCAUUGAGACGGAAACUGCCCCUCUUCGAAUGUACAACCCCACGACCACCCUCAACCGCGAGCAAGAGAAAGAACCUUACAAAAACCCGAGUUUACCUCUGGCCGCCAUCAUUGGCGGGGCCGUGGCCCUGUUAAGCAUCGCGCUCCUGGCCUUGGUGUGCUGGUACGUGCACAGGAACGGGUCGCUGUUCUCGCGGAACUGUGCGUACAGCAAAGGGAGGAGAAGAAAGGAUGACUAUGCAGAAGCCGGCACUAAGAAGGACAACUCCAUCCUGGAAAUCAGGGAAACGUCUUUCCAGAUGCUACCGAUAAGCAAUGAACCCAUCUCCAAGGAGGAAUUUGUAAUACACACCAUAUUUCCUCCAAAUGGGAUGAAUCUGUACAAAAACAACCACAGUGAAAGCAGCAGUAACCGGAGCUACAGAGACAGUGGGAUUCCAGACUCGGACCACUCACACUCCUGAUGCCGCGCCAAACUGUUUUUAGACCUAAGAAAGGUGACGGUAGAAGCUCCGUUCUACUGCAAAACACUGGAAAAGAGACUGGGAAAAGCAAUGUACUGUACAUUUGCCAUAUAAUUUAUAUUUAAGAACUUUUUAUUAAAAGUUUCAGAUUUCAGGUUGCUGCUGCGGUUGAUGUAGCGGGGACGCCUGAACACAAUUCUCUAUUUUAGUAUUUUUUAGUAAUUUGUACUGUAUUUUCCUUGAAGAUAUUGAAGUUAUAAACCAUUUCCUUUGUGUUCUACUGAGUAAGAUGACUUGCUGACUGUGAAAGUGAAUUUUCUUGCUGUGUUGAACAAUCAGGACUGCGUUCACAUGAGAUCCUUGUAGUAUAAGCACAGGCCGUUUUUCACUUUGGUAUUAAUACAAUGUAAAAAAGAAAACUGGCUGAAUGAGAAAAAUAAAUUUCAAAAACUAGUUAUGAAAUAAUGUUCCAAUGAUUAAAUUUGUAUUAUCCCAGCGGUAUUCAAUAAAUCAAAAUAUGUGACAUAA